This is a messenger RNA of Amphibalanus amphitrite, 1628 nucleotides long. RefSeq names its product protein bric-a-brac 1-like. Gene Ontology annotation, cellular component: nucleus. The record is from RefSeq and is a predicted model, not a curated record. The coding region runs from base 93 to 1391 and encodes 432 amino acids. Gene Ontology annotation, biological process: regulation of transcription by RNA polymerase II. Lineage: Eukaryota; Metazoa; Arthropoda; Thecostraca; Balanomorpha; Balanidae. Gene Ontology annotation, molecular function: protein binding. The transcript has 8 exons.
GCUAUUUUUACGUGUGUGUGCGAGUGCACGCCCCGUCGGCUGUGAGGGUUUGGGUGUACCACCUGCCCAACAGCCUCACUGCCUCAAGCAUCAUGGGCUCCACUCAGCAAUUCUCAUUAAAGUGGAACAAGUAUCAGCGGAAUUGGGACAAUUAUUUGUCAAAGUUGUUGAAUAAUCACAUGUUCAGUGAUGUAAUGGUGGCCUGUGAUGGACAAGUAUUUCAACUGCACAGGAUAGUCCUUGCAUCAUGCAGCUCCUACUUUGAGAAGACACUACAGAACAUCCCGGCCAAGGAGACGCCGAUAGUGAUGCUGAGUGAGAUCACGGAGCUGGAGAUGCGCACCCUCAUCGAGUUCAUGUACUGCGGGGAGGCCACCAUCGACCAGAGCCAGCUGGAGGCCCUGCUGAAGGCCGCCGAACGUCUGCAGAUCAAGGGUCUGGUCAAAUCGGACGCGGACGAGGAGCUCUCCGAUGACGCCGAGGACCGGGACUCUGCCGAGCGGCGCCGCCCGGAGCGGCCGGAGCCGGAGCCGGAGGAGCCGGACGGCUCCGAGUCGGGCCCGGAGAGCCCGGAGCCGGCGCCGGAGCCGGAGCGGCGGCGCUCGGUGCUGGACACGCCGCCACCGCCGCUGCAGCCGCUGUCGGCCGGCCCGCAGCCGCCGCCGCUGCCGCAUCCGAUGGGAGGACCGCUGGCCAGCGUCGGACCGCAGGCACUGCUGGCCGAGUUUGGUCGGGAGCCGCCGGUGGCCGCCUCCCCGGACAGCUGUGGGGACGGCCCGCCGCCGCCGCCGCCCCCGCCCGUGGUCACUCUGACCCCUCAGCGCGGGGAGGGUACCGACCAGGCCGGGGGCGCCGCCGGCCGGCCGCCGCCGCCGCUGCUGCCCUACACGUCACCCCAGAACGGACACGGACACUUCUUCAUGCCGGGAAUGGGUGGAGACACGCCCACAUCGCUCGGUGUCUCUAAGCGGAACACGCCCGACUCGCCGCACGUGCUGGCGGCGCUGCAGCAGAUCUCCGCCGGUCUGAUCACCGUGGCCGAGGCUUCCAUCCAGUAUGACAUCCCCAUACCGACGCUGUAUGUCAACAUGCGCCGACAGGGUGUCAAGGCGCGCGGACGCGUCGGCAUGGCAGGCAAGAGGAAGCCGCGCGGUGUGAUGAGUGCCGAGAUGCGGGACGCCCUGGAGGAGAUACGCGCCGGAACUAUCACCGCCUCCAAGGCCUCUCGGAAAUACAACAUCACCCUACCACGCCUGGUCUCGUGGAUGCGCAAGACGGGCGUUAAGAGCGCCUACGCCAAGGGCCCGAUGGCGAUGCAGGCGGCCUCGGUCGCCCCGCCGGCCGUCCCCGUGCCCAUACCGUCGCCGGUGCCGGAGAUGCGCCUGGCGUAGUGCUGCCACCUGACGGAGCGACCGUGCUGCCACCUGGCCGGCCGGCGCUGCCGAGCGACAGCAGCAUAUCCGGGCUCCCAGAGAGCCCGCCCUCUCCCGUGACGUGUCAUCAGCCGCGGCGCGGCGCCUCGCGCGCGAGCUGGCGCGCACCCCGCGCCAACAGCCAUCGCCUUGCAUGGACCACGUUAGACGCUGAUUGUAGUGUUCUAAACACAGUGUAUAUAUAUACAAGACGGC